AUGGCAGGAGGAGGAAUUGCUUCGCAUGGACCAACAAAAGACUAUGCCGGAGGGAUGACCCUCUUCGUGCUCAUAACUUGUAUUGUGGCUGCCACCGGCGGUCUCAUCUUCGGUUACGAUCUUGGGAUUUCAGGAGGGGUUACUUCUAUGAGUCCAUUCUUGAAGAAGUUCUUCCCCUCGGUUUAUGAGAGGAUGAACGAUGACACUGAUACACAUAACCAGUACUGCAAAUUCGAUAGUCAGCUUCUUACCAGUUUCACUUCUUCCCUUUACAUCGCGGCGUUGAUAGCCUCCUUCUUUGCUUCUGCAAUAACCAGACUCUUUGGUCGAAAGAUCUCUAUGGCCAUUGGAGGUGCUGUGUUUUUUAUUGGUUCCAUCCUUAAUGGCAUCGCCAACAACGUCGGGAUACUCAUCCUUGGUCGCCUUUUACUUGGUGUCGGUGUGGGAUUUGCUAAUCAGUCUGUACCAGUGUAUCUAUCGGAAAUGGCUCCGGCAAAACUUAGAGGAGCUCUGAACAUGGGUUUCCAAUUGGCCAUUACCAUUGGAAUCCUGGUUGCCAACCUUGUGAACUAUGGCACAGACAAGAUCAAGGGUGGAUAUGGGUGGAGAAUAUCCCUGAUUCUUGCAGCAGUUCCGGCGGCCGUAAUGACAGUUGGGUCACUGUUCCUACCAGACACCCCCAACUCUCUCAUCGAAAGAGGCCAUACAGAGAAGGCCAAGGCCAUGCUGCAGAAGGUCCGCGGCACCACCGACGUCGACGAGGAGUUCCAAGACCUCAUCGACGCAAGCGAAUCUGCGAAGCAGGUGCAGCACCCAUGGAAGAACAUCAUAGAUCGCAGAUACAGGCCUCAGCUCGUCAUGUCCAUCAUGAUUCCUUUCUUCCAGCAGCUCACUGGAAUCAACGUUAUCAUGUUCUAUGCACCUGUUCUCUUCAUGACACUGGGCUUUGGCGGUGCAGCUUCUCUCAUGUCUGCUGUCAUAACCGGCCUGGUCAAUUUCUUCGCCACCAUUGUCUCUAUCGUGACAGUCGACAAGUACGGAAGAAGGUUCUUAUUCAUCGAAGGUGGAAUUCAGAUGAUCAUCUGCCAGAUUGGUGUGGGAACUGUGCUCGGUAUCAAGUUUGGAGAGAGUGGACAAGGAUCCUUGUCAAAGGGCUACGCAGAUUUCGUCCUGUUCUUGAUUUGCUCCUAUGUUGCAGCUUUCGCCUGGUCAUGGGGUCCAUUGGGUUGGUUGGUUCCCAGUGAGAUCUUUCCUCUGGAGAUACGAUCAGCUGGUCAGGCCAUCAAUGUAUCAGUGAACAUGUUGUUCACCUUCGGCAUUGCUCAAGCCUUUCUGGCCAUGCUUUGUCACAUGAAGUUCGGUCUCUUCUUCUUCUUUGCAGGGUUUGUCUUGAUAAUGACCCUCUUCAUCUUCUUCUUCUUGCCGGAGACCAAGAACGUUCCCAUUGAAGAAAUGAACAGAGUGUGGAAGCAGCACUGGUUCUGGGGGAAGUACAUCCCAGAUGACGCAGUCGGCGCCCUCCAGCUCUCUUCAGCAAAGUCUGUGGCCUAA
Messenger RNA from Nelumbo nucifera (sacred lotus), 1551 nucleotides. RefSeq names its product sugar transport protein MST3. Lineage: Eukaryota; Viridiplantae; Streptophyta; Magnoliopsida; Proteales; Nelumbonaceae. Gene Ontology annotation, cellular component: membrane. The record is from RefSeq and is a predicted model, not a curated record. Gene Ontology annotation, biological process: monosaccharide transmembrane transport. Gene Ontology annotation, molecular function: monosaccharide transmembrane transporter activity.